AUGGCCGUCCAGCUCGCCCGAUCCAUCUUAGCCGCCUGCGUCACCUGUGCAGCGAGUGGAGCCUUCACAGGGAUUGCCACCACGUACGGCCCGCCCAAUGGCGAGAACCCCCAAGGCGGCAACUGCGCCCUCAUGAAGUGGCUGCCGGUAGCCCCUCAGUUUCACGUGGCCAUCAACGACAACCAGUACGACUAUGGCGUCCACUGCGGACGAUGUGUGUCCGUCACGUGCGUCGACGCGCGGUGUCCAACCAAGCGCUCCGUCAUGGGCCAAAUCACAGACCGGUGCCCCGAGUGCAGCCACGGCGACCUCGACAUGAGCCUGCCCAUGUUCCAGCAAGUGACGGGGUUCACCACGGACCGCCUCGCGAUCAGUUGGGACUUUGUCGACUGUCCCGUGGCCGGUGGCGUCCAAGUGUGCGCCAAGUCCGGCAGCAGCAUCCACUGGUUGUACGUCCAGCCAGACAACGCCGUGAACGGCGUCAAGAGCAUGCGGAUCAACGGCGGGGACGCGCCGAUCUUUGCGUCGGCGUACUACUUCAUGUCGACGGUGCUGGGGACGGUGGACUUGAGUCGGACACAGGUCGAGAUGACGUCGCACAGUGGGGAAACGAUACGAGCGACGGUGGCGUUGGUGGCCGAUCAGUGCACGCAGAUUCCGCAGCAGUUCGGUGGUGGUGGCGCUCCGCCAUCGCCUCCAGUCACGCAACCACCGACCCAGCCACCGACGCAACCACCUACCCAGCCACCGACCCAGCCACCGACGCAACCACCGACCCAGCCACCGACGCAGCCACCGACGCAACCACCGACGCAACCACCGACCCAGCCACCGACGCAACCCCCGACCCAGCCACCGACGCAACCACCGACCCAGCCACCGACGCAACCACCGACCCAGCCACCACCAGCUACACACCAAACUACCCAAGCCGCGUUGACGCCGUCUCCAACUCGACCCCCCACAUCCUCUCCACCUUCUGCACCAACUCCAGAACCAACUUCGUCGAGUCCAUUCAUUUCAACUCCUGCACCUACUCGUGCACCGAUUCGUGCAUCUACCGUUGUACCUACGACGAUUGAAACUCCACAACUAUUCUCUACGGAGCUCGCGCCGACCCCUGCUCAACAAAAAAGUGUUGUACAAACUUCUCCACCACCCUGUACGACGUACUCAUCCACUUCCACGACAACACCAACUGGCGCACCGUCAACUGCGUUGCCUCUAGCGGCCCCACUACCCCGUUCGAAUUCAACUCCUCCUGCGCUGGACUCGAUCACAUCCCAGCCCAACUCAUCACCACCAGUGCCUACCCAGAUACCUUCAACAACUCUUGCUUUCGUCCAGUACCAGGAGGACGCCGUUCGCAGCCACUCUUCUGAAUCUUUAUCCAGUGGAGUCUCCACGAUGGUCCUUAUUACGUGCAUUGGGCUGGGCAUGGCCACUCUUGCCGCGGUACAUGUGGUUCGGCGAGCUCAUCUGCGCGCAUGGUCGCGCGACAACUCGAUGCCCAUUCUCGAAACUCCCAUGUUGUAA
Molecule: messenger RNA, 1536 nt
Organism: Aphanomyces invadans
Lineage: Eukaryota; Oomycota; Saprolegniomycetes; Saprolegniales; Verrucalvaceae
Exons: 1
Coding region: 1-1536 (511 amino acids)
Source: RefSeq, a predicted model, not a curated record